GGUUCUAUGGUUGGGUCCUGCCGGUAGAUGGGGGCAGUCAGAACCAGCCUGGCAUUAAAAGUCCAGGAAAAGUUGUGGACCACCCCGGAUAGUCCGUGAGGAGCCCCUGAUUGGUCUGUUUGGAGUGUGGURUCAAAUGUCCCACGCAGCCUGAACGCAACCCAACUUUUCCAUAACUGAAGUGUUUCUUGGUGCCGUUCUUCAAAAGUUAAUUAGAGCCACCAGAAGAACCCAAGAACCAACGAUGUCGCGGUCGGAACAGAAAGAAACCUCAGAGAACCCGACACCGAGCUCGGAACCAGAACAAAAAGUUGUUUCCGUGAACCCCAGAGCGGUCUGUAAGGUGUGUAAACGCUUGUACCGGGACCCAAAGAUCCUGCCCUGCCUGCACACGUUCUGCUCGGACUGCAUCAGCGCGCUGGAGCCCUUCUCUUACGGAACCGGGGGGGCGGCGGAGACGAAGCGACCGGCAGUCCCGGUAACGGUGCUGUGUCCCGAGUGCGACUCCGAGGUGGACAUCCCUCGGUCCGGGCCGGCGGGGCUGAGCACAGACCACCUGGCGCUGGACGAGGUGUUUGUGGAGACCCUGGWGUCGGACGGUCCGCUGGGGUGCGACCUGUGCGGCGAGGGAGGCGCGGAGAGCCGCUGCGACGUCUGCUGCGUCAACCUGUGCGGCUUCUGCUGCCAGGCUCACAGGCGUCAGAAGCGAACAGCUUCUCACUCUGUUCAUGCUGUGGCGGAGCUGAAGGCUCGUGGUUGUCUCUGUCGCCCUGUCCUCUGCUCCCWCCACCCGGGCCAGGAGCUCAGGCUCUUCUGUCCGCCCUGCGACCUGCCCGUCUGUCUGGAGUGCGCUGCCACGCUGCACCGUGACCAUGGCUGCUGCCCCACGCACCACGUCAUCAAUCAGCACAGCGACUGCAUCCGAGAACUGGUCGGCUCGCGGCUGCGGCCUCGUCUGGAGCAGCUGGAGGAGGCGCUGCAGAAGGUGGAAGCUUCCCAGGACAAUCUGCAGGCACGAGCUGAGGCGGUGGCAAGUGAAAUUAGAGCGUUUGCACGAGGCUACGCCAGCGCUGUGGAGGCUCACUGCCUGUCUCUGCUGCGACGUCUGGAGGAGCUGCGGCUCCAACGCAGGAACCACCUCCAUCUGCAGGGGGCACAGCUGCAGCAGACGCUGCAAGACGUCCGAGGUGGUGUGGAGUUUGCAGAGCGACUUCUCAGUUGCGGUUCAGAUGCUGAGAUUCUUAGUGCCAAAGGAGUCACUCUAAGGAGACUCACUGAUUUGGCAGAGAAUAGUCCUGAACCCCAACCGGCUGCAGCUGCCCCUGACGACAGUAGCAGUAUCUGCUUCCUGCCCACUGAGACGGCAGGGGAGGUGGAGGGCUACCCGCUGGUGGGUGUGAUCAACUCCAGGACUUUGGAUGUCAGCCGGUGCACCAUUGAAGGAGAAGGUCUGCGUCAGUGCACUGAGGACCAGAAGGGCCACUUCAUGCUGGUGUGUCGAGAUUCAGCCGGGGAGCAGCUGGCCCGAGGAGGAGAGCGUGUCCUCGUCAGCAUCGUCCACAAAGACAAGAAGAACUGCACAGUGCAGACGGCAGUGGUUGACAACAAUGAUGGGACGUACUGUGUCUCAUACAAACCUGAGGAACAAGGAGCUUAUUCUGUGUGGGUCUGUGUCAGAGCGCAACAUAUAAAGGGGUCUCCAUUUAAUCUGGAUGUGAAGAGACGGUUCAGACAUCACUCUGGGACUUUUCACUGCUGCUCCUUCUGCUCCAGUGGAGGAAACAAAGAGGCUCGCUGUGGCUGCCCAGGAACAAUGCCAGGAGGAUUUAAAGGCUGUGGUCAUGGUCAUAAGGGACAUCCCAGGAAGCCUCACUGGUCGUGCUGCGGCAGCACCGUGGAGAAGUCAGAGUGUUUGCCUCAGAGCGUGUUGGCUGCUGUCGCUCCCUGCAGCCACCUGAGAACUGUGGAGCUCUGAUGUGAGAAACUGAGGCCAGAUAAGGUGAUGCAAGUUCCUGAAAAGAUGGAAGGUUCAUAUAGUGAGAGGUGUAGCAUGAAGUGACCUCUAUGACCUCUGGACCCUGAGGUUAUGUUCCAACUGAACUGAAUUAUUUUCUUUAAAACUUAUUUUAAAGAUUACUCUUGACAUACUGUCUUCUGUUUCAGUAAAAUUUAUUGUUCUUUAACACUUAAUCAUGAAUAUACAGACUUAACAGUCUUUAAAUAAAAAAAAACAUUUAUAAAAUGAAA
Messenger RNA from Austrofundulus limnaeus, 2247 nucleotides. It is a transcript of the gene trim45, whose product is annotated as tripartite motif containing 45. The transcript is spliced from 8 exons. Bases 245 to 1975 code for a protein of 576 amino acids. Gene Ontology annotation, molecular function: ubiquitin protein ligase activity; zinc ion binding; protein binding. The record is from RefSeq and is a predicted model, not a curated record. NCBI's taxonomy places the organism in Eukaryota, Metazoa, Chordata, Actinopteri, Cyprinodontiformes, Rivulidae. Gene Ontology annotation, cellular component: nucleoplasm.